AAUUAAAACUACUUUUCACACAUCUUAAGCAUCAAGAACGUCUUUACUUCACUCUAACGAUUACUCUCUCUCUCGCCCUUAAUAUUUACAUCAUAAUAAUCAUUCAAUACAUACACGCAUAUACACAGCGGAAGAGAUUCAAAUUAGAAGUUCGCCGGCGAAUGCGAUGAGUAGGAGGAGAUCAGCGUCCUCCACAAUUCGCUGUCGUAUAUAUAUAAUAACGGUACUCGCCAUUUAUGUUGUGUGUAUAUUCUCUCUUUUUUCUCUCUUACUCGCUGUAGACCCCGAUUUGGAUCUCCAACGCCUGCAGCAGCAGCAGGAGCUGCUUGAUCAUCGAAAUCAUACGAAUGAUGACGACGAUUUAUUUGCCAAGAAUAAUGCGUCUCGUAAGGCUCGGGAAGAUAGCUUUGCUGGUAUGAUUGAUCGAGCUCUCGAGAAAGAGUUUACCGAAGGUGAUCAAAUUCAAGAAAAUGAUGCUGGGGGCUUCAACAACAGUGUGAAUGAACAACAGGCAGUUUUGGAGACUGUAGCUAGAGUUAAGUCCAAGAAAAAUGACACGAAAGAGGAAAUGUCAUUUAAACUUAAUCGUGUUUUCAAUUUGGAUAAUGAUAAUGGAGCAGAAGAAACUCCUACAUUGAUAGAUAGAAAGGAUAAUGUCUUCAUCAUAUCCAAUUUUAAAUCAAAAUACCCAGUGUUACAGCUUGAUUUGAGGUUGAUAUCUGAUUUGGUAGUUGUCAUUGUGUCUGCAACUUGUGGUGGUAUCGCUUUUGCAUGUGCUGGACAACCGGUCAUGACGGGAUACUUGCUCGCAGGGUCUCUUGUUGGACCAGGAGGGUUGAGUGUUGUUAGUGAAAUGGUACAAGUUGAGACCGUGGCACAAUUUGGUGUGAUUUUCCUUCUUUUUGCAUUAGGUUUGGAGUUCUCUUUGGUAAAGCUGAAAGUUGUUCGAGCUGUCGCAGUUAUGGGAGGUCUGCUUCAAAUUUUUCUCUUCAUGUGCCUUUGUGGGAUUACUGCCUCAUUAUGUGGUGGUAAACCUUCAGAGGGGGUUUUUGUUGGUGCGUUUCUUUCAAUGUCUUCUACAGCGGUGGUUUUAAAAUAUUUAAUGGAGAAAAAUAGCGUCAAUGCACUUCACGGGCAGGUUACUGUUGGCACACUUAUUUUGCAGGACUGUGCAGUUGGUUUGUUGUUUGCUCUUCUUCCAAUAUUAGGAGGAACAUCAGGUGUUCUACAAGGAGUUAUAUCUAUGACUCAGUCGUUGGUGACGUUGAUAGCCUUUCUGAUUGCUUUAACAAUCAUGUCUCGCACUUGUGUUCCUUGGUUCCUCAAGCUUAUGAUGAGUCUAUCAUCACAGACCAAUGAGCUGUACCAGUUGGCAGCAGUUGCUUUCUGCUUACUUGUAGCAUGGUGUAGUGAUAAGCUGGGUUUAAGUUUCGAGCUGGGCUCAUUUGCUGCUGGAGUGAUGAUAGCAACAACUGAUCUUGCUCAGCAUACACUUGAACAGGUUGAACCCAUUCGAAAUUUCUUUGCAGCUCUCUUUCUUGCUAGCAUCGGAAUGCUAAUUCAUGUCCAUUUUCUGUGGAAUCAUGUUGAUAUCCUGUUAGCUUCAGUAUUCUUAGUGGUGGUUGUUAAAACAGUCAUUAUUUCAGUAGUUGUGAAGGGUUUUGGCUACAACAACAAGACUUCAGUACUGGUUGGGAUGUCUUUAGCUCAAAUUGGGGAAUUUGCUUUUGUCCUUCUCAGCCGAGCUUCUAAUCUUCAUCUUGUUGAGGGAAAGCUUUACUUGCUGCUUCUUGGUACAACAGCUCUUAGUCUGGUGACUACUCCGUUGCUUUUUAAGCUAAUUCCUGCUGUUGUGCAUCUGGGGAUUCUGCUACGGUGGUUCUCUCCUGAUUUUCAGACUGAGAUUGUAUUUAAAGGAGAGAUCCUCCGGUCUGACAGUAGUGCUAAACAACGCCUUGCGGUAGUAGCUAAGGAUCUCAUGAUGCACGAAGUUUAGGAAGUUUACAGAAAAUGGAUAAUCAGUUGUGCCCCGUGAAAUGAUCUGAACACAGAAGUGACAAUGAUUAGGACACAAGAGGGGAAAAGCAUCCUCUAUGUUCCUUCAUCGAUGCAUUUAUGAGUAAACAACUUAAGCCUCAAAAAAAGGGCAACGAGAUAUAAGGAUCCAACUGACAAAACAGCUAACAAGUAGAAGGAUUACAGCGUUCGUAGAUGCAGUGGCGUAAUAUAUCAUUUUUGAUCUCUUCUUUCAGAAAAAAUGUAAAUUAGCUUUCAAGAUUUCAGCUUUAACUAGAUUUCAGCUUCAACUGUAAUUAUUGACUGACUAUGGGUUUGAAUCGCCGGAUGAAUGUAUAAAAGAACGAAUUUCAAUCACAACACAUGCAGUUCUAAUGA
Molecule: messenger RNA, 2394 nt
Organism: Daucus carota subsp. sativus
Lineage: Eukaryota; Viridiplantae; Streptophyta; Magnoliopsida; Apiales; Apiaceae
Product: K(+) efflux antiporter 4
Exons: 20
Coding region: 167-1996 (609 amino acids)
Biological process (GO): proton transmembrane transport; potassium ion transmembrane transport
Cellular component (GO): membrane
Molecular function (GO): potassium:proton antiporter activity
Source: RefSeq, a predicted model, not a curated record